GGUUUCCUGAAGUCUCGGGAUCGAACGCAGCAGAAGAUCUACACUCAGCUGACGAAGACUCAGAUGUUCACUCAGUUCAUCCAGGACUGCUCCUUCGUCAGCGACCGUCACGCCUGCCUCGAGUUCUUUGACGAGUGCGUCCUGAAGGUGGACGUGGAGAAGCCGGAGGACGUGAGGCUCAUCGAUCUGGACGAGACUCACAGCGGAGAACACACCGUCUUCAUCAUGCCUCCUGAAGAGCCGCAGGAACCUGACGGCUCCGAGUGCCCCGCCCUCUACAGUUAUGAAACUUUCCCCACACUGAAGCCGGAGCUGUUCGACCGGCCUCAGGACCAGCUCCGGGUCCCCGCGAAAGGCAGCGCCCCGAGCAGCCCCGCCCCCCGCCGCACCAAACAG
Molecule: messenger RNA, 396 nt
Organism: Plectropomus leopardus (leopard coralgrouper)
Lineage: Eukaryota; Metazoa; Chordata; Actinopteri; Perciformes; Serranidae
Source: RefSeq, a predicted model, not a curated record